Molecule: messenger RNA, 2847 nt
Organism: Peronospora belbahrii
Lineage: Eukaryota; Oomycota; Peronosporomycetes; Peronosporales; Peronosporaceae
Source: the annotation of a GenBank genome assembly
AUGGUGACAAGCGAACGACUUGAUCCUUCUUGGUCGAAUGAGACUCGUUCAAACUCGGAAAUACGACCACUUCUUGCGCGCUCCGUCGGCUCGUCUGUCAGUUCAACAUCGAGCUCUAGACGUGUGCACGUGAAGCGGUGGCACAGUCUCAAUAUCCCACAAUAUCCUGAAACUAUCUACAAUACUUUGAUAAACUAUGCACCAGUUAGUGUUGUGCUCUUUGGUGGAUUGACGCUACUUAUUGGCGUGUUUGUACUGAUUCACACACAACAUCUUGUGGCUACGGCUGACCUCCCACACAGCUCAUUAGCUACAAUGAGUCCUAUUGUCCAGCCUGAGAUACCUCGGAUUCAAGCUGACACGAGCAACUGCUCAGAGCUAUGGAUUGAACAGCACAUUGAUCAUUUUUCGUGGCUUCCAGCAGAAGCAGUGGAAAUUUCUGAUAUAAACACUACACCAAGUGGCUUACCUGCAACUUACCAGCAAAGAUACUUGCUGAACACUCAGUUCUGGGAUCCUAGCGACAAGAAAGCACCUGUUUUCUUCUACACAGGCAAUGAAGGGGACGUGACAUUAUACGCUAACCAUACAGGACUAAUAUGGGAAAAUGCCCAGGCGUUUAAGGCGCUUAUUGUGUUUGCUGAGCACCGAUACUACGGCAAGAGCUUACCGUUUGGUGACAAAUACAUUGAUAACUUGGCCUAUCUCUCACACGAUCAAGCACUUGCCGACUAUAUAGAACUAAUCUAUCAUUUGCAGAAGAAGUACGAUGCGUUUAACCACCCUGUUAUUGCAUUUGGAGGUAGCUAUGGAGGGAUGUUAUCGGCGUGGUUCCGAAUGAAGUAUCCAGCCAUUAUUGCGGGUGCUAUAGCGGCAUCUGCUCCUAUUUACGGCUUCAGUGGCUUCCCAGAUUUUGACGGUCAAAAGUAUUGGCAAGUGGUGACUCGCGAUGCAUCUCCUGAUGCAGGGUCCGCGAAAAACUGCGUGGCCAACGCACGCAAGUCAUGGCCACAACUGUUUGAGCUAGCUAAGACAGAAAAUGGGCGCACUACACUUACUUCAUUGUUUAGGCUAUGCCAGCCGCUAUCACGCACGGAAGAGGGCAAUGAUUUGGCAAUGUCAGUGUUGUUUGCUUUCGAUGUCCUGGCCAUGGGGAAUUAUCCGUAUCCAUCCAGCUACCUCACUGAAGGAGCAGUGAAUCUUCCGGCAUGGCCGGUUCGCGAAGCGUGCUCACAUUUAGCCGGAGACUUCCCCGCGCCAUCGUUCAGUCAGGAAAAUGUGGAUACGACGUUGUUGGAGGCGCUACGCGAUGCCGCCAAUGUGUACUACAAUGCGACCAAAGACCUGAAAUGCUAUAAGAUCCCAACUUUGUGGGACUACGAUGGCAUCUGGGACUACCAAUACUGUACGGAGAUGCUGCCGCAGGAGACAUAUUUUAGCACAAAUGGUGAAACGGACAUGUUUUGGCUGCGAGACACUACGUUCGAGGAAAUUCCAACGGCCUAUUGGAUCCUUGGAGAAGUGCUGGCGUGCUGCAUACCCCCCAAGGACGCAAAGGUGACAAUCGUAGACAUUGCUGAGGGCGCCCAUCACCUGGAUCUUUUUUUCAGUCAUCCGAAGGACCCUCCUUCUGUUAUUGUGGCACGUGAGACUGAGGUCAAGAUGAUUCGCGCGUGGAUCGACGAAUUCGUUGCGUAUAACGCCUCAUUGGUGCUGCUGUCGUCAUGUGUGGAUGCUGCACUUGAUAUAGAGAUGAAGCUUGUAUCGAAGCACUUAGCUCUGGCGACUGGUCCGUUGGAAUUGGCUGUUGUCGUAACGCCAAAGCAACCUAAGCUUAAGCAACUGUCACUUAAGACGGUCAUCGAUACUUUCGGUGCUGCUGUUCUCUCUGGACUGACGCUUAGAGGAGACGGAAGCAAGUUUGUAACACAGUUAACAGAUGACACAAAGCUUAAAGCGGGCAUGUACAAGCUUAAGGUAUUGGCAGUGGAUGAGGAGACAAAUGAAGAAGCUAUGAGGACGCUGCAUCUUAAAGUGACGACGUCUGUGGAAGUGGUAGAUGCAAAUGUGAAUGGAAAGAAGCUGCAGCUAGGAGAUAAGUUGACAGGCCUGAGCUUUAAUGCUGCAACGGAUGACACACUUAAGAUGGAAGUGACAUUGCAGCAAACCCACGAUAAAUCACCUGUAAAAGCGCACCUGGCGUUCCUUCGCUUCACGCAUGCCACGGAGAAGACAGACACGUACUUUGUGCUGACGGCUGAAGAAGCCCAGAUACACAGCACGACUUUGCACUUUGGGGCGCUUAGCAAGAAGUUUAGAUACAACUCGGGUGAUUAUCAUGCUGAGCUCGUUCUGGGUGCGUCUACUUUUGAAAAGGCUAUUGUGUGGGACAUGGGCAUCGUGGAGUUGCAGCUCGGUGCAGCCCUACCUGAGACACCAUCGCCACUCUACAAGAAGCCACUGUUGCAUGAAAGCGACACGACACUAACGACGCUGCCUGAGAUUUCGCACGUCAUGCGCAAACAGGAUUCUCGACCGCCUGUAACUGUGUCGUUUGCCUUCGCGUGUGCAGUGGUGGCCCCGUUGGUCUUCUUCUUGCUGUUUGUGAUGCGUCUUGGAAUGAACACGAAGCGCUUAUUUGAAGGCCCUGUGUUCAUUUUUGGCUGCGUGUUCCUCGCGUCAUUGGGUGGUAUCUUUGGUCUUUUCGGUUUGUACUGGGUUCAUCUGACUAUGUUCCGUACCUUGGGCUACCUGAGUGUGCUGGGCUCUGUGACCUUGUGGUCUGGUCAUUUGACUCUCAAGCGCCUUGCUGAGACUCGUGUCAAGAAGACUAGUAAGGUCGAAUAG